AUGGUUGUCAAGCUGCAGAUCCUCAUCCACAAGCAGGACCAUAUCAGCGAGGAAGAGUUCCACCGCUACUGGUCCGAGGAGCACCCCAAGAUCUGGCUGAACACGGAGAUCGUCAAGAAGAAGAUCAUCACGUACUCUCAGUUUCAUGUCGACAAGAAGUCCACGGCGGUCCUCUCCCAGUUCGGCGUCGACAUCGGGUCGUGGGAUGGCAUCGUGACCAUGGUGGCCGAAAACAUGGACGACCUGCUGAGCGUCUUCGGAGACGAAGAGUAUCUCCGCGUGGUGGUCCCGGAUGAGAAGAAGUUCCUCAAGCGCGAGACGGGCAUUAUGAUGAUUGGCGAGGACCGUCCCAAGAAGGUCGACGGGAAGGUCGUGGUGGAUAUUUCCAGGUAG
This is a messenger RNA of Fonsecaea erecta, 393 nucleotides long. RefSeq lists its product as hypothetical. Gene Ontology annotation, molecular function: oxidoreductase activity. Lineage: Eukaryota; Fungi; Ascomycota; Eurotiomycetes; Chaetothyriales; Herpotrichiellaceae. The transcript is spliced from 4 exons. Bases 1 to 393 code for a protein of 130 amino acids. The record is from RefSeq and is a predicted model, not a curated record.